Messenger RNA from Scomber japonicus (chub mackerel), 1134 nucleotides. RefSeq names its product leptin. The transcript has 2 exons. NCBI's taxonomy places the organism in Eukaryota, Metazoa, Chordata, Actinopteri, Scombriformes, Scombridae. Bases 452 to 937 code for a protein of 161 amino acids. The record is from RefSeq and is a predicted model, not a curated record.
UCAAAGAUGUGUCACGUCACAAAAAGAAAUAGUUUUUUGUUCCUUGUUUUUUUUUUUAUAGAUUGCUUGUGUAGUGGCUCCAGAAUAUCUAACUCUUUAUUAGCUUAAGUUUCUGUUCAUUCUUUACAAGCAUCAGCCAGAGUUUUAGGAAACAGAAACUACAACAAUGUUAGUCAGAGUCAGUGAUCUUUGAACCUGUUCGAGUGAAAAAUUCACAGGUUUCCUUAUCACAAAUAUUUACAAGUGUAAUAUUGUGCAAAUUACUGCAAACAUGGAUAAACUGAUGUAGAUCUGAACUCAUGCCUCUUAGUGACAUAGUGCAAGAAUGCCAGUGAGAAAUAGACAACUACAAUGUUUUUUAAAUAACCUGCAUAAUCUCUAAUCAUGUUCAAUUUCACCUUUCUUCUAGAAAUACCAGAGUUUUUCUACAUUUUGUACAGCUACUAAAAACAUGGACUACAGCACCCUGACCCUCCUGAUUUCUCUUUCACAACUUUUGAGUGUGGGAACAGCUGCUCCUCUGUCAGUGGAAGUAGGGAAGAUGAAAAUUAAAGUGAAAUGGAUGGCUGAGCAGCUGGUGGCUAAGCUGAACAACUUUCAGGUUCCUGCUGGCUGGACACUUAGUCAACCUGCUGAUGAUGUGGAUGGACUUUCCUCCAUAGUGGUGAUCUUGGACGGUUAUAACAGUUUGAUCUCGGACAGUCUUAAUGGGGUCUCCCAGGUGAAGUCUGAAAUAUCUUCACUAGGUGGUUACCUUCAACAGUGGAAGAAGGGGCACUGCAACGAGCAGCGGCCAAAGCCCCUUGUGUCUGGCCCACUGCAGGAGCUACAGAGUCGAAAGGAAUACAUUCACACCGUGGGCAUUGAAGCUGUGAUGAGAGUGAAGGAGUUCCUCACUCUGCUGCUGAAGAACCUGGAACAGCUGAAAACUUGCUGAUAAAAUGACCCUGGGAUCAAUGUUUGUAAGUUGUUGGCCUGAUUUUGGGGAAAGAUUUGUUAAAUCUACAUCUGUGAUGCUUGAUAUAACAUUCCUCUCUGGUCACGUCAUACUUUUCCUUGAAAUGUAUUCUUGAAGAUGCACUUAUUUAUAUACUUAUUUAUACUAGGAAAUAUGUAUUUUGAAACAAAGAUGAU